Messenger RNA from Phragmites australis (common reed), 1128 nucleotides. RefSeq lists its product as uncharacterized. The record is from RefSeq and is a predicted model, not a curated record. Lineage: Eukaryota; Viridiplantae; Streptophyta; Magnoliopsida; Poales; Poaceae. Bases 136 to 978 code for a protein of 280 amino acids. Gene Ontology annotation, biological process: lipid metabolic process. Gene Ontology annotation, molecular function: oxidoreductase activity, acting on the CH-CH group of donors. The transcript is spliced from 2 exons.
GCCCUGAGCGCGUACGUCCACUUACGGUUCACAGCUCGGCGCCGUGUGUCCGUGGCGCGCAGCAACGCCGCCCGCCGUUCACGCUCGCAGUCGAGGCACCGGUAGAUCGAGAGGUCCGGGGGAGAGAGACCAGAGAUGUGGCCGUCGUGGCUGCCGUUCCUGUACCCGCCGCCGGCGUCGGCGUUCGUGACGGCGAUGUCGGCGGUGUCGCUCGUGUCGCUGGCCAACGGGGGGCUCUCGGAGCUCCGCGGCGAGCACAUGGCCUACUCCAAGUUCUGGCACGUCGUGGCGGCGAGUGGCAAGCAGCAGCGGCAGCAGCGCGGCGGCACGGUCCUGCCAAGCCGCGACGGGAUGCUGGUUGCCUACGCCCCGGCCUUCGUCGCCGCCGCGGCGUCCUUCGCCGUGCCGGGCGCGGUGGAAGGCGCGCGCGCGCAGCUCCUCAGCGCCGCGCUCGCCGGCCACUUCCUCAAACGGCUUCUCGAGUGUUCUGUCUCUCAGGUGCUGUUCGUUCACCGGUACAGUGGGAACAUGCCGCUCGCCACGGCGGUCACCAUCUCCUCCAGCUACCUCCUCAGCACCGCCACCAUGAUCUACGCGCAGCACCUCAGUCGCGGCCUCCCGGAUCCCCCCGUCGACCUGCUCUACCCCGGCGUGCUCGUCUUCGCCAUCGGCCUCGCCGGCAACUUCUACCACCACUACCUCCUCUCGAGACUGAGAGCCGACGGAGGCGGCGACGACAAGGGGUACAAGAUGCCUAGGGGCGGCAUGUUCGAGCUCGUCACCUGCCCACACUACCUCUUCGAGAUCAUCGGCUUCUUCGGGUUCGCCAUGAUCGCACAGACCGUGUACGCGCUCGCCGUGGCAUCCGGCACGGCGGCCUACCUCGCUGGCCGGAGCUGCGCCACCAGGAGGUGGUACGAGUCCAAGUUCGAGGGCUUCCCGGAGAGGAUCAAAGCGUUGGUGCCGUAUGUCUUGUAGUGAGUAAGAGAGUGCGUGCUCCAUAUGCUUUCGUGUGUGCACGAGAUUUUUGUGCACCAAUUUGGUUUCGGCUUGUUGCGAUUGGUGUGAAGUUUUCGUGCCUGAAACACGAGAAUUUUAUAGGAACUUUGCCUGAAACAAUUUGUUGCA